Molecule: messenger RNA, 5727 nt
Organism: Aureobasidium uvarum
Lineage: Eukaryota; Fungi; Ascomycota; Dothideomycetes; Dothideales; Saccotheciaceae
Source: the annotation of a GenBank genome assembly
AUACUAGCCAUGUCUGUCCACGCGGAGCCUCCGCCGUCUAUCGUCUCGGAACCGCAUGGCAUCAACUAUGCUACCUCCAACCAACUGGGCAAGGGCGGCUUCGCCAUUUGCUUCAAGGCCGAACGUCUCGAGCGCGACCAGCCCACCGGCCAUCUGGUGGCUCUCAAGAUUGUCAAGUCCAGGAUGGAGCCCGCGAAGCUAGCACAGAAGUUCAUUACCGAAUUGCAAAUCCAUUCCAAGCUGUCCCACCCUAACAUUGUAGGCUUCCACCGCGCCUUCUCUUUUGGCGAGAGCACCUACAUCCUGGAAAAGGGCAAAGGUCAUAGCGAGAAGGUUGAUCUGUGGGCUAUUGGCAUCAUCGCAUACACUCUUGCUGUCGGAAGGGCCCCAUUCCACGCAUCAUCCAAGGAAGAAAUCUACAAGAAACUAAAAGCAGGCGACUAUUCAUGGCCCGAGUUAUCAUCAAUCACAAACGAAAUUUCUGCAGACCUGCGCGAUUUGGUCUCGUCUCUGCUGGUUACCGAGGAAUUGCGCCCCUGUCCGGAUCAGAUUGUUUCGCAUCCCUUCUUCAAAAUCGCCUUUGUUCCUAGGCAGAUGAGUCGUGCUCAGGUCAGCAAGGUUCCCACAUGGCCCAAUGUUCAACCGCCAACCCCCGAGGUGCUUCAAAGAGGCUAUAGCGAAUCCUGGUGGCAUGUCUGCAAGGAAUCUGGAGUUGGCGAGUACGCUCCAGGCAAGUGCUUCCAGCUCAAUGCAGGCAAGAAGAUACGCAGCAUUGUGAGAGACAUCGAGAGAGAGGUUGCCGCAGGCCGACAACCCGUAAUUCCAAUCCCAUCAGACACAGUUUAUACGUCGCCAAACUGCAAUAGCAUCGACGCCUUCCAGCCCAGGAAUGCAUUGACAGAAAUCGCAGAGGAGCGCGAGCCCGAUACGAGACAGCUCAAGGAGAUAGCCCAUAAUGAGAUUCGACCAGGAUCCAAGGACGAGAGCGCCGACGAGAACAAAAAGAAGAAGGAUGCCGAGCUGAUGCCUCCUCCUGCACGCGUCAGACGAGCAGGCCCGAUCCGACGGACGCGCGCAGUUCCAGAUGAGAAGGAAGAAAGUGCUCCCGAGUCGACCCGCCAGUCCUCUCGCCUGAACACUCUCAACCAAACUAACACUUUGAGUCAAACUGCCUUCAGUGGUACAAACUUCCUACCGUCAUCUUCGCAACCUCAGAGUGGUGAGAUCAUCCCAGUCUCCAAGCGAAGUGUAGACGCCAGUCUAGCACGACGUCCGCGAAGAAAUGUUACCGAUCGAGAGAUUCCUGCUCUAGCAGAUGCCAUCCGCGAUGAUUUGGAGAUUGCGCCAUCGAGAACGUUAGCCACCAGAAGCUCGCGGUCAAGAUCGAAACAGCCGAGUCAAGACGUGGUCGAAAUAUUCGAUGAGCAGGAGAAUCUUGGGAGACCGGCUCUGCCACCACCCCCGGCCAUGACUGCCAAACUUCCAGUCCCAAGGAGGAAGAUCCUGGACACAACUUCAACCUUCCCAGGAUCCGACCCGACAGCAGUAUUGGAGCGUCUCAAUGCAUUCCGUGAUAAUCUGGCGUCAGCUCUGGAAAGAAAGCAUUUGGCGCCCUCCCGACGAAUCCCGCAACAACCGUCAAAACCGCUUCCUUUCGUGAGUCGAUGGGUGGAUUACAGCAAGAAACACGGAGUAGGAUACGUCCUAGAUGACGGCACAGUGGGAUGUGUCAUCAACGGUUCUGCUGCGACCGGAACACCCGUAACGCAUGUGGCAGUCAAGAACGGAGAACGCUGGCUUGCACGUAUAGGAAAACGAUUCGAGCAUCUGGAACGCGUUCCAUUCAGGAUUUUCGAAGACCACGGAGCUGCUGGACUUGAAAAGCUUGAUCUCGCAAGCAGGGAUGAGAAGACGAGAGAAAGACUACGAAUGCUCCGCGUUCUAUGGGUGAAGUUUGGCAGAUACAUGAGCCAAACGCUCAAUGCGACCGAGACGGCAGACUGCGCGGAUGAUGAAAUGGACGCGGACUCAGACUUGCUGUUUGUUCGAUUUUACCAGAGAUCGGGCAAUGUAGGUAUCUGGGGAUUUUCAGAUGGUUGCGUACAGCUUCAUUUCCCUGAUCAUACAAAGUUCGUGCUCUCCUCUGAUGGUCUGCACACUUCUGCAACACUCGUGCCUGUGGAAGGAGUGCAUGCGAUCAACGAAAAGCAUGAUUUGCCGACCAAGCUUCUCAGAGACCGGCAAACGUUGGUACAUUCAAUCCAUGCACUGCUGUAUGGAUCACAGCCCGGAGGACGCGGGCAGAAGCUAUUCGCCGAGAUGGUCCAAGCUAACAUGGUCGAAGACAAGAUGUGCUUACUGCUUCAAGUACUAGACCAGUGGAUUCAAGGAGGUGGCCUUGGUUGCACGGGUGUCGGAGAAGAACGUCUGCAGUGGCAGGGUUCUUGGGUCAACGAGCACGCGCGCAAGAUUGACUGGGUGACGGUGGGCAGACUUGGAGGCGACGAGGCCGUCACCAAACGAGCCGGAAGAAAGAAGGAUGCCGCCGCCGCGCAACCCGGAGCCACGGGCGGAAAGCCCCAGGUCAGGAAGGCGGCCUUCGAGUCGACCAAGAAGAAGGAAGUCGGAGUCUCGGAUCUCACCCUGAUCAGCAAGAUCUCCAACGAGGCCAUCAACGACAACUUGAAGAAGCGAUUCGAGAAUGGCGAGAUUUAUUACCUCGAAAUCCAGUUCAACGCUCAGGGUGAGCCCGUUGGUGCCAACAUCACCAAUUACCUGCUGGAGAAGUCAAGAGUUGUGGGGCAAAUCAUGAACGAGAGAAACUUCCACAUUUUCUACCAGUUUACAAAGGCAUGCUCGGAGAACUACAGACAGACCUUCGGCAUUCAGCAGCCUCAGUCCUAUGUCUAUACUAGCGCAUCGAAGUGCUACGACGUACAAGGGAUUGACGAUCACGCCGAGUUCCAGGAUACAUUAAACGCUAUGAAGGUCAUUGGAUUGUCGCAAGCUGAACAGGAUGAUAUCUUCCGUAUGCUUGCCGCAGUUCUUUGGCUCGGAAACUGUACAUUUGGCGAGGACGACCAAGGAAAUGCCGCAAUUGCAGACCAGUCUGUGGUUGACUUUGUCGCCUACCUUCUAGAAGUCGACUCGGCUCACGUCAACAAGGCCUUGACUAUCAGAGUCAUGGAGACUAGCCGUGGUGGCCGAAGAGGAUCGGUUUACGACGUGCCACUCAACCCGGCGCAAGCAACCUCUGUCAGAGAUGCUUUGGCUAAGGCCAUUUACUACAAUCUUUUCGACUGGAUUGUCCAAAGAGUCAAUGUAUCGCUCCGGGCUAAGGGUACAGUUGCUCAGUCGGUCGGUAUUCUGGACAUCUACGGAUUCGAGAUUUUCGAGCGCAACAGUUUCGAGCAGCUCUGUAUCAACUACGUCAACGAGAAGCUGCAGCAAAUUUUUAUUCAGUUGACUCUCAAGGCCGAGCAAGAAGAGUAUGAGAGGGAACAAAUUACCUGGACCCCGAUCAAAUACUUCGACAACAAGGUUGUGUGUGAGCUGAUCGAGGAAAAGAGACCCNCUGGCGUUUUUGCAGCAUUGAACGACGCUUGUGCGACCGCCCAUGCUGAUCCCGCAGCGGCAGAUGGUACUUUUGUGCAGAGACUGAAUGCUUUGUCCUCGAACCCGAAUUUCCAGCCAAGACAAGGUCAAUUUGUCAUCAAGCAUUAUGCUGGUGAUGUUGCCUAUGCUGUUGAGGGCAUGACAGACAAGAACAAGGAUCAGUUGUUGAAGGAUAUUCUUAAUCUCUGCGGACAGAGCUCGAACAACUUUGUCCAUACUCUCUUCCCUGAGCAGGUCGACCAAGACAACAAGCGCCGACCACCCACUGCUGGUGACAGGAUCAAGGCCUCCGCCAAUGACCUGGUUUCUACGUUGAUGAAAGCAUCGCCCUCUUACAUUCGCACGAUCAAGCCGAACGAGAACAAGUCACCUACCGAGUACAAUGUCGGAAACGUCAUGCAUCAGAUCAAAUACCUUGGUCUUCAGGAAAACGUACGCAUUCGUCGUGCUGGCUUUGCGUACAGACAGACAUUCGACAAGUUCGUGGAGCGUUUCUACCUUCUUUCGCCGAAGACAAGUUAUGCUGGAGACUACACCUGGACCGGCGACGCCAAGUCUGGUGUCAAGCAAAUUCUCAAGGACAGCAUACUUGGAGGCCGCAAGGAGCGUAGACGCUACUCUCUGAUCGGUUACAGAAGAUUCAUGGGAGACUAUCUUGGCAUCGGAAACAGUGGUGGAUCUGGCGAGAUGAUCAGAAAGUCGAUCAAUCUGCCCAGCUCUGAUCAAGUGCUAUUCUCGUGCCGCUGCGAACUCCUCGUCUCCAAGCUUGGACGUUCUAGCAAGCCAGAACCGCGUUUCCUCAUCUUGACCAACAAGAGUGUUUACCUGGUCAAGCAAGCUAUCCUCAACAAGCAAUUACAGAUUAUGGCUGAACGCACAAUUGCUAUUGGCGCUAUCAAGUUUGUCAGCGCCUCUACGCUGAAGGAUGAUUGGUUUGCGAUUGGUGCUGGCUCUGCUCAAGAGCCUGACCCGUUGGUGAACUGCAUCUUCAAGACUGAGUUCUUCACAAUGUUGAAGCAGGCUUCGCGUGGUACAGUCGACAUUCGCAUUGCUCAAGAGAUCAGCUACAACAAGAAGCCUGGCAAGCUCGCAACUGUCAAGGUUGUCAAGGACCAGACUGUUGCCCGCGACGAUCUGUACAAGAGUGGUACUGUGCACACUGGACCAGGUGAGCCUCCUAACUCUGUGUCGAGGCCUACGCCCAAGGCCAAGUCGAUACCUGGCAAGCCAAUCACCAGCGGUAAGCUCCUCAGACCUGGAGGUCCUGGCGGCCAGCCCUCAAAGCUUGCUGCCCGUCCAGCGCCUCAGUCUCGACCUGUGCCGCAAGCUCGCCCUCUACCAAGCGGAAACCAAGGAUUGCCAGCAGUUAUGCCCAGUGCAAACCAAGCACCGUCAGCAGGUCUGCCCACUAGGACCCAAGGAAACCCAGCAGGUCUACCUGGGCUAGUUUCAACCCCUGAGGCUGCCGCCGCUGCUGUACAAGCCGCCAUGGGUAUGGGUCAGAAGCCAGUACCCGCGCCUGUCGCAGCACUCAACGGUAGUGGACAUGCGCGCACACCAUCAGCAGGGUCGGCACGCACUCACUUGCCUCCACCACCACCACCACCUCCUGCUGCUGCGCCAAAAGAACCACAGUUCAAGGCCAUGUACGACUUUGCUGGACAGACGAGCGGAGAGCUAAGUCUCACCAAGGACGAAAUUAUUCUGGUAACCCAAAAGGAAAACAACGGUGAGUUUUGUCGCUUUGAGGUUACAGAAAACAAUACUAACGAAUCACAGNGAUGGUGGCUUGCGAAACGAAUGGAUGGCUCGGCGUCAGGAUGGGCGCCAUCGGCAUACUUGGAGGAGGUGGUGGCUAAACCAGCACCUCCACCUCCCCCACCAGUGCAGCAGCGCUCAAUGCCUCCUGCACCGCCCAAGGCAAAUGGUGCUGUAGCUGGUAAGAAGAUGCCGCCGCCACCACCAACAAAGCGACCGGCGGGACGUAAACCCGCGCCCCCCUGCGCCAGGGAGGCAGCGGUAGUGGUACAGAUAGCGGUACAUCGACACCACCAACAGGAGGUUUGGCGGGAGGGCUGGCAGAAGCGCUGCGAGCACGAUCAAAGGCAAUGA